Molecule: messenger RNA, 576 nt
Organism: Homalodisca vitripennis (glassy-winged sharpshooter)
Lineage: Eukaryota; Metazoa; Arthropoda; Insecta; Hemiptera; Cicadellidae
Exons: 1
Coding region: 1-576 (191 amino acids)
Source: RefSeq, a predicted model, not a curated record
AUGAAGAAGUAUAGGGAAGGGAUGGAGAAGUUGGAGGCGGAGAAUAAAGCGUUGAGGAAUGAGAUUGCUGCUUUGGAGACCCGCGUAGAGGAACAAGAGAUGUACUCCAGGAGGAACUGCAUCGAGAUCCAGGGCAUCCCUGAGGAGCCUACAGAGACUGUCGACGACGUGGUUGACAUCGUGGUUAAAGUUGGGAAAGCGGUUAACAUGGACAUCAACGCCACGAUGAUCGACGCUUGUCACCGUCUGGGGAAGAAGAAUGAUGCGGCUCGCAGAGGACCCCGUGGCAUCAUUGUGAAGUUUGUCCGUCGGCUUGACAAGGAGGAACUCCAGAAGAGGAAGCAUCAGAAGAGGGAUCUCUCAACGCGGCAUCUUGGAAUGGCUAUGGACUCCACAAUCUACCUCAACGAGUCACUGACACCUUCAAGGAGGAGGUUGUAUGCGCUCGCUCGUCAGGCGAAAAAGGACAAAGGGUACAAGUAUGUGUGGCACCGGGGAGGAAAAGUUUUCCUAAGAAAAGAGGACAAUGCACCUGUCAUACAAGUAUGUAACCAGGCUGACCUUGAAAGGCUUUAG